This is a messenger RNA of Halichondria panicea, 1348 nucleotides long. RefSeq lists its product as uncharacterized. Lineage: Eukaryota; Metazoa; Porifera; Demospongiae; Suberitida; Halichondriidae. The transcript is spliced from 4 exons. Gene Ontology annotation, cellular component: membrane. The record is from RefSeq and is a predicted model, not a curated record. The coding region runs from base 231 to 1166 and encodes 311 amino acids.
CGUAUGUUUUUGCUGAGAGUAAUCAAAGGCUAUUACUUGAGCUGCCGUGCCUGUCGGACCUCCUCUAGUCUGGGGGCCAGACCUUUUCUCAAGAGGGGGGAGGGGGAAGAGAGAAAGAGGUCUGGAGGGAGGAGACUGUGAUAUUGGAGGUCUAUUGCAAGACAGAUCAUAUAGCAGAUCAAUCUCUCCAGUGGCAAUCAAUCUGGCAAUCAAUCAACUGAGUCGAGGAGAUGAAGUGCACUAAACUUCUCAGUUGCAAGCAAUUCCUUCGUGAAUUUCAUUACUCCCGGCUUUGGUUUACGUCCAGUGACUGGAGGUCUCUUGUGUACAUUCCGUGGCUACCUUACAAGUGGCAGUACCAAGUGUUUCAUGUGAUUUAUCGCUGGGUAAUUGCCUGCUAUUUCAUUGGAUGGCUUAUUACUUCAGGAAUUCAAUUCUCUAAUUCUGGUGCUCGUUAUUUGAUUUACCUCACUAAUUGGGCAAUCAUUGGGUUUGUCUUCUAUCUUCUUGUUGCUGCUUUCUCUGUCACAGCAAAGUUCGUCACCGUUCAUUGUUAUAACAAAGUUCCAGAUGAAAUUGAUCGCACAACUGACUACCAGUUUGAGAAACCUAAAGGCUCUUGCGGUUUUAGAAGUAACAAGCUGUCUUGGUAUCAAAUGAUUCACUGGGCUAGUUUUUCAAUUUUGUCUGAGAUUGCUCUUGUAAUCGCGAUCUUGUAUUGGAUUCUUCUCUACAAUGGAGGACCUGUAGAUGGAGUUAACGCUAACACCCAUCUUUUGAAUGCCAUUGUUUCAAUUCUGGAUGUGUUCUUCUUUGGUAUGCCAGUAAAUCUUCUUCACAUUAUCUAUCCUGCUUGUUAUGGUGUUGUAUAUGCAAGCUUCUCCGGCAUCUACUGGGCUGCUAAUGGUACUAACCCUGAAAAUGAGGAGCGUUACAUCUACAGUUUGCUCGACUACAACACCUCCACUGCCGCUGUAAUAGCGAUUUUAGUCGUUAUUCUUUACAUUCCACUUAUACACCUGCUUUAUUAUGUAGUUUACCUGGCUCGGUUUUGGUUAGUGUAUGCCGUAUAUGGUCACAACAAGAUGCAAUGCUGGGGAAUGCAAGUGUUGGAGGAACAUGACAUAGAUGAACACACUGAGAAAGAAAAUGAUGUUGCAGUUUAGCUUAACAAGUUAUUAACAAGUUAUUAAGUUACGGAUGUAUAGAUGUUGCAGUUUAGUUUGCUGACAAGUUACACAAUCAUAGAUGCAUGUACCAUUAUUGUUAUAAGCUAAUCAAUGUCCUCACUCUUUAGUCAGAAUUUUAUCUCAGAAUUUUAUUGGAUUUGUAAUUAAAUCAAAGCUUA